Messenger RNA from Zea mays, 1745 nucleotides. RefSeq names its product MEIOTIC F-BOX protein MOF. Gene Ontology annotation, molecular function: protein binding. Bases 198 to 1475 code for a protein of 425 amino acids. The record is from RefSeq and is a predicted model, not a curated record. NCBI's taxonomy places the organism in Eukaryota, Viridiplantae, Streptophyta, Magnoliopsida, Poales, Poaceae. The transcript has 4 exons.
AGCCUCGCUUCCGUGUAUCCUCCUCUUUCCCCCUCCCAUCGCUCGGGAAGGCGAAGGGUCAAGGCGUCUGGCACUUCAGCUUGUCCCGCUUGCAGCUUGCUCCUGGAGUCCUGGUUGCUCCGUCUUCUCCGGUCGGGCUCUUGUCCGACGAACGUGUGGCUGUGGCACUCGAGGAAGUACACUGAGCAGAGCAUUCCAUGGAGCUCGAGGCGAUCGGAAAGCGACUCCGUAUAAGCAGCGGCAGCAGCAGCUUGGCCCGCGACAGGCUGACCUCCCUGCCGGAUUGUGUCAUCCACCACAUCAUGUCCUUCUUGAGGGCCCGUCAGGUGGUGCAGACCUGCGUGCUGUCCACCAGGUGGAGGCACCUCUGGCGCUCUGUGCCAUGCCUUGACAUUGACCAGGACGAGUUCAAGGCCGCCGGCUCGAACCGCAUCACAGAGAAGGAACGGGAGCACUUCGAGGACUUCACCGACCACCUGCUUAUACCUAAUAAUAUUUCCAUUGCGCUCCUGGAUACACUUCGUCUGCAUGUUAGCGAUGAUGAAUAUUAUCAUCGUGGAGCAUCAGUUAGAUGGAUCCGUCAUGGCAUAAAGUACAGUGCCCAGAAUCCUGGCAUUAUGCACAAGGAAUCGAACUUAGCCUUUUGGCGCCUCAAAAAACUACACCUCUCCGGUGUAUAUCUGGAUGGCAGUUUCAUGAAGCAUGUCAGUUCAGGGUGCCCGUAUUUGGAGGUUCUCGAGCUCAAAGAUUGCCCGUGCACAUUUGAAGAGGUCACAUCCCACACACUGAAGAACUUGAUUCUGGAAAAUUGCGGAUGCAAUGGGCUUUAUGGGAUUACAAUUACAUCACCCACGCUGAAGAGUUUAACAAUUAUUGGUAGUGAAUAUUACAACACAAUUACGCUGGUUUUGAAGGCCCCUGCUGUUGCUUAUCUGCUCCUGGAUGUGAUUGCUUAUUUUGUUAAAUUCGGUGUUUCAUUUGAUGAGAUGUCAUCUCUUGCCAAGGCUUCAAUUUAUCUAAGGGACUGUGUAGGAAGUGGACUCAGCAAGCACCAAUUCAAGCUUCUUUGUAGUGUGUUUAAUGUGACAACUUUGGUGUUGUCAGGUUUCCAGACAAUGGUGAUCAGUGAAGAAUUCCCAGAAUUCCGUAACCUUUUGACCUUGUUAUUGGAAAAAUGUGAUCUUAGUGAUAACUUCCAGAUGUUGGCAAACUUUCUUCAGCAUUCACCUGAUUUGGAGAAGCUCACUUUGGGCCGUUGCAAGUUCUCAAAAGAUCCCAAGAAAAAGAAAGGAAAAGCCAGAUUGAGCAAGGGGUGUCUGAACCAGUUUAACGUCCGGUGCAAGAACCUCAAGCUUACUGAAAUUAUCUAUGAAGACGACGAUGCGAAAAAGGUGGUGGAACUUUUGUGGAGCAUGUCAGGGGACCUGCCCAAGAAUUACAUAAAACUCACCAAGGUUGACCCGGAUCAUCCUUAGUCCAGGUCAUCUGGCACUUGGUCACACAGUGGCUUCUAUGAACUUUGCUUGCAUGCCUCCCCUGUGUUUAGACGUCCUUAGUUGAACUGCUGGGCGUGUUCUUUUGGACUCAUUUCUAGAUAAUUUAGUUCUACGAGCUAUGGUACUUAUUUUGUGUGGUCUGCAGCUCGAGACUCUAGUCCUUAUGGUGUAAGCUUGCAUGCUUCAAAGGGAACAGAAAAUUGCAUGUUUGCUUCGUUUCCUUGUAUAUCCGGUUUCAAGUUUGGUGGA